Annulohypoxylon maeteangense is the source of this 2143-nucleotide messenger RNA. RefSeq lists its product as uncharacterized. The coding region runs from base 390 to 2054 and encodes 554 amino acids. The record is from RefSeq and is a predicted model, not a curated record. NCBI's taxonomy places the organism in Eukaryota, Fungi, Ascomycota, Sordariomycetes, Xylariales, Hypoxylaceae. The transcript has a single exon.
UUGAGGACAAGCUAGCUCUAAGAAUUCAUCGAUCAUCUAUCUACCUAGGCAUCUCAUGAGAAGAGACAAUCUCAGCUAAUCUCGUACGCCACAACGACUGCGCCUCGCUCUUCCGAUCGCAACCAGACGGAUCUAUCCACGAUCUACCUAUACCGCCAACACUGCUAGCUUUUUACACUAGGUGACUUACAAGUUAACUUACAAGUUGACCGAUAAGUUAGCUGGCUCGCCAACUUGCGAGUGGAGGUCUCAAGCUCGAGCUUAUUUCCGCUUGGAUCGAGCACGGCAGAGACCUCAAGCCUCCAAGCUGGGAAUCCCGAUCCCCGACUCUACCCAUCGAUUCAAGACACCAACUUCCUCUUCCCGUUAACGCCUAGCUUCCAGUAUUCAUGGUCUCACAACUAGAUCAGUCCCUUACCCUCCGCGGCCCUUCAUCCGUCAUUUCGGCGCGCUCCUCUUCCCGCCCUCAUGCGUCCUCUCGCAGCAAGCGGUAUAACCGCUCCCACGCGGGAGGAAGCUCCUACGCCCCGCAAAAUGAAUUUCCCAUAUUUAGUCACUCAGGAGACGUCGAGAUCUUGAUAAAAGCUGGCGGAAAAGAGAAUAGAUACCUCCUACAUAGGCAUACCUUAACGAGAUGUUCCGGGUUCUUCGAAGCGAGUACGAGUCAAGAAUGGUCUAAAGCGAGCCUAUUACCAUUGCCGGAAGCCUCCUCGAGAGAGCUGGCUAGGAUAGGGGAAGAAGGGUCAAUUAACGGGGGGAGUGAAGUUGCGCGACCGGGUGCAAAUUCACCUAUCCCGCGGAAACGAUGGCGAUACGAAUUGGAUCCCGGGAGUGGAGCGGACGAUAUACCAAUGCUAAUACAGAAGGAAGCCAAUACAUCCACCAGCUCUUCUGAUUCCACACAAUCAAAUUCGAUAUUCGGGGGUGGGGGCACGACCGCAAAUACACCUGCUACACGCAAAGCAGCUGGCCAUUCACACUCGCACUCACACACACAUUCCACAAAUUCGUUCUUCCGCUCUGUCGCGAACCUCUCUCUAGUGCCAACGAAGGUCGACCAAAACCUACCUCUUGCCCAAGCCGACGCCGAUCUUCUUCGUGAUUACGAUAACCUCUUCCGCAUAUUCUACAAUUACUCGCCGAUGUUAGACAGCGUCAACAUUGCCGAUGCCUAUGUGCAAUGUAAAUCAUUGCUAACAUUAGCAGACCAAUAUGAUGCACUGGCGGUUGUGGGGCCACGGGUCGACCAUCACUUGUUGCAAUUCCAAAGCAGGCUAUGGAAGCAAAUUGCCAAAUACCCCGUCAGUUAUUUACGACUAGGGUAUCUAAGUAGGAGCAAGGUCAUAUUUCAAGAAGCGUUAAUACAUGUUGUCGGUCAAUGGCCCGCCGGCGAGCGGAGCAUCCGGCAAUCGUUUCCAGAUAUUGUGCUCGAUAUCAUCGAAGACAAAGUAGAUGAGCUAGAGGAGACGGUGUCUAGGAUCGAAAGCCGUCUCUUCCGUCUCAAUCUGACCACCUCUCGCGGAGAGCGCGUCACGCCUGGUACUUCCUAUCUCGACUGGCUUGCCAUAUCCUUCUUCCGUCAGUGGCUCGCAGAUAACACUUCACCAGCACCGUUGCCUCCCCCAGCCUCUACUAGAGCUUAUUCUUCGCGUGACGGUGGCAACUCAUCGCGCAACACUGCAGUGGUUGCCUCGGCUCCCACAGCCCCGAACCUCGCAAGCCUAGGUCGCACUUAUCGCACUUUGGGGUCUGCGGCGGGCUAUCUCGGCCAUGAUGAUUGCAAGCGGUUCCUCAAGAUAACCUCAGAAUUAUACUCUCGUGAUAACCUUCGGCGAUUCGAGAAGCGCAUCGACGAGUUAAAAACCGCAGCUCGCGAGAUCGUCCGACCGCUCAUGGGUAGUGGGCUAGAACUCGAGUUAGAACGCGGUGCUACUACUCCGGGUUCCGCUGGCAUCGGCGGUCCUGGAGUUCCCAUAUCUCCCAGCGGCAUGACGAGUUAUCUUACGUGUGUCCGGGUCAUGGAAAGGGACCUCCCAUGGGCUAUCGAGGACUAACCAGGGACUAGUACAAGGUUUGGGACGCGGUAAUAAUAGGAGCCACGACGAUAAACGAGAUGACAUGAUAUGAUGAGACGAUACAGGUU